Molecule: messenger RNA, 1616 nt
Organism: Octodon degus (degu)
Lineage: Eukaryota; Metazoa; Chordata; Mammalia; Rodentia; Octodontidae
Gene: Gemin2
Product: gem nuclear organelle associated protein 2
Exons: 10
Coding region: 8-850 (280 amino acids)
Biological process (GO): spliceosomal snRNP assembly; spliceosomal complex assembly
Cellular component (GO): SMN complex; spliceosomal complex; nucleus
Source: RefSeq, a predicted model, not a curated record
UCGGCGCAUGCGUCCUUCGGCGCUGACGGGAUCCGAGACUAUGGCGUGGGUACCCGCGGAGUCUGCGGUGGAAGAGUUGAUGCCCCGGCUGCUGCCGGUGGAACCCUGCGACUUGACGGAAGGUUUUGAUCCCUCGGUACCUCCGAGGACGCCUCAGGAAUACCUGAGGCGGGUCCAGAUCGAAGCAGCUCGGUGUCCCGAUGUUGUGGUAGCUCAGAUUGACCCAAAGAAAUUGAAAAGGAAGCAAAGUGUGAAUGUUUCUCUUUCGGGAUGCCAACCUGCCCCUGAAGGUUAUUCCCCAACACUUCAGUGGCAGCAGCAGCAAGUGGCACAGUUUUCAGCUGUUCGACAGAAUGUAAAUAAACACAGAAGUCACUGGAAAUCACAGCAGUUGGACAGCAACGUGACUAUGCCAAAAUCUGAAGAUGAAGAAGGUUGGAAAAAAUUCUGUUUAGGAGAAAGAUUAUGUGCUGAAGGGGCUGUUGGGCCAACCAUAAAUGAAAGUCCUGGGAUUGAUUAUGUCCAAAUUGGAUUUCCACCCUUGCUUAGCAUUGUUAGCAGAAUGAAUCAGGCAACAGUAACUAGUGUCUUGGAAUAUUUGAGUAAUUGGUUUGGAGAAAGAGACUUCACUCCAGAAUUGGGGAGGUGGUUCUAUGCCUUACUGGCUUGUCUUGAAAAACCUUUACUCCCCGAAGCUCACUCCCUGAUCCGGCAGCUUGCAAGAAGAUGCUCUGAAGUGAGGCUGUCAGUGGACAACAAAGAUGAUGAAAGGGUUCCCGCUUUGAAUUUAUUGAUCUGCUUGGUUAGCAGGUAUUUUGACCAGCGUGAUCUAGCUGAUGAGCCGUCAUGAUGGAGCUGAUCUCCGAGACAGAUGGUGUUUCUGCUGAAGGCGACCUGAGCCUGCGCACAUGUGGUGCGUUUCCACACAGACUGCGUCAUUUGCUUCAUCACCGUGUGUAUGACGCUUCUUCACUUAACCUUUGCAGUUUAAGUUGAUGAUCAGAGUACAGAUCAAAUUUAUCUAGAUGUCUGAAAUAUCUGGAAAAAUACCCCCUGGUUUUCAGUGAACAGUUUGAAUAGUUUUCAGCAGUCAUAAACAUUUAAAAUAAGUUGGGUCCCAUUUAUUAAUGAAGCAGCCUGCACGGAAACUGUAUGAUGAAAUUUUAUAGCAGUCCCUGGUGCUGUUUGUUUACAUUAUACACAAAAAUUUUGUUGAAAAUGUGUUUUGGAUACUAAACUUUUAUUUGUUACCUUGAACAAAAUAAAAGACAAUAUCCUUAGAAUUUUAAAAAUCUGGAUUUUUUGUUGUUUUGGAGUAUUGGAGAUUGAGCACAGGGAACUGAGCUGUGCCUCCAGUCUUUUUAAAUUUGGAGACAGUGUCUCCUUAAGUCAUCUAGGCUGGCCUCCUCAAAUUUGUGAUCCUCUUGCCUCAGCCCCUCGAGUGGGUGGGAUUACAGGAGUGUACCAGCACAUCUGGCAAAACAAACUAGAUUUCAUGGAAAAUGUUCAGUCAACACUGAACUUAUAGACAUUUUCACUUUUCUAUAAAGUACAAACCUUUCGCAGGUCAUUUGUAAUAAUACCCUCAUAGGUCAAGUAGCAUUUUGUUUUUUUUU